AUGUCCCCCGGGAUCCCUUCGGGGUGGAGACCCCUAGCCCUGCAGGUGCUGCGGACCCUCCUGAUUGUGCUGUUGGCGCCAUGGGAGCAGUGGGCGUUAGAGAUGCACCAAUGCAGCUGGCAGAUAACAUUAAUCAAGUUCGAGAACCUUGGCCGGGACACUUACAGCGACUUUUUUCAUCAAAGUCCGGUGGACACCGUGGAGAAAAUAUUCAGAAAAUUGGUGAACGCGCCGAUCGAUGUGACCGAGCGAUACCGGGGCUUUCCUUACUACCUGAGGAUCAACUACACCUGCAUGGGAGAACUGUCCUCCCAGGCCAGGAUCCGCAAGGGCCUCCUCACGGGACUAAAGCCCAUGGUGCUGGUCACCUUCAAACACCCGGUCAACUACCGCCGAUGGAAGAUUGAGCGGGUACAGAUCCAGAUGGAAGCCGUUCCCUUCCGCAACAAAGAAGUCUGCUAUUCAGAAUUGGUGUGUCGCAUGAGCUGGUACACACCCAUGCCUAUCAAGAAUGGCAGCGUGGUCAUGCAAGUGGAUGUCGGGACCAACAACAUAGGGCCUAUCCUCCGCACACAAAGCUUCUACAUGAAUAUCAAUGGCUACCUAAAGAUGGAGUCAGAUGGCACACUUGGGUUCACUGUGGGGAAUAAGGUUGAGAACCUGAAAUCCCAGUACUUUCUGAAUGCCCCUUCCCGGCCCCUGUGGUACACUGUGAACCACACACCUGUGCUCAUCCUCGGUGGCAUUCCAAAUGAGAAGUCCAUCCUGUUGAGCAACACCUACUUCCGGGAUUCCACCCUGGUGGAGUUGAACAUUGACAGUUGCUGGGUGGGCUCCUUCUACUGCCCGGAGACCAGGUUCACCGCCACCAUCUACGACACCAUCGCCACCGAGACCACCCUCUUCAUUCGGCAGAACCAGCUCGUCUACUAUUUCACAGGCAACUAUCCGAUACUCCGGGAGGUGUCCAGCAAAGGUACGUGGGUCCGCAUCCUGGCCAAUGAGUGCAUCAAGAUGCUAUGCCCUGUGGAAAUCCAAAUCAACGGCUCUGAGCACGUGAUAGCCCUCACCAUGGGCAAGCAUGAGGGCUAUAUCCAUCUCGGGACCAUCACAGAUGGCCUCGUGUCCUUUGAGAUGCUGCCCAGAGGGUUCUCUGUGUGCCAAGAGAUCGAAGAGAGCAACUGCUCCAUCCUGUGGGCUAUCUAUUCAAUCCGAGGCCUGCUGCUGCUAGUGGAGGUCCGAGAAGAAUUUAACUACAAGAGCUACCUGGUGGUCCGCUACAAGAGGGAGGGGGACACAGAAUCCUUGUCCAUCCUCUACAAGAUCCCGGAGUUUGUCCCUGAUGCCAAAGGACGGCAGUUCCUGAUGAUCCUCAGCGUGGAGUCUUACACAGACACGCCAUCGGUGCCCAAGGGCCUGCACUACAACCCUUUUAGCCAGCUGAUGUACAUCUGGGGGAACUUCAUCAUGGAGAGCUAUGACCUGGAAAACUACAUCUACCUGGCGGAAUUUCCCAGGGAAUCAACCAUCAAGUACAUGGUCAACUCCUUCCUUGGAGACAUGGCUAUUGUCACAGAGAAUGAGGAGAUCUGGUACCUCAUAGAAGGCAGCUACAAUAUAUUCAAGCUGUUCCCAUCGGACAGCUGGCAGAUGCACUUCAACCUGCAGCUACUGCAGCAGUCAUCCAUGUACACGACCAAGGAGACCAUGGUCACCCUCUUCUACGAGGGCAGGCAGCUGUUCCAGCUCGUGUACCUUCAGCAAGACUCGAAGAGCCAGCUGGUCAAGAGGCUGGUGCCUGUGGACCAGCUCCUGAUCUACCAGCAGUUCAGCAACAACUACAUCUUGGUGCAGCAAGGGAAAGACACUAUAGCCGCCUUCACCAAUUUAUGCACCUUCUCGGCGAUACGCCUGCAAGACCUGCCAAGGUCGCAGAGGUACACGCGCCAGGAGCGCUACCUGGCGCUGCCGCCGGUGGUCGUGGGGCCCUUGGGCUUCCACACGGAGGAGUCGCUGGCCAUUUACCAGGGCCUCGUCUACUAUCUUCUCUGGCUGCACUCCAAGUAUGACAAGCCCUACGCGGACCCGGUGCACGACCCUACCUGGCGCUGGUGGAAGGACAAGAAACAAGACCAGAGUUACUACUUCUACCUGGCGAGCAACCGGCAGAGCUCGGAGAAUGUGUACAUCGACAUGGCCAACUAUGGAAAGAUCUACAACCUCCCGGUUGAAUUACUGCCCGAGCGCAUCUACCUGGACAAGGGCAACGCCUACAGCUUCUCCGUCUUCAUCAUCAUCAAGGGACACUCCUUCUCCCACGGGACUGAGCUCGGCGGCACCUCCUUCUACCAGAAGGCCUCUUUAAGCCUGGGUGUGCUGCUGGCCAACCCGGAAUGCAUCGAGGUCAUAGUAACGGAGACGAUGCGCGUGAACCGCAAAUCCUUGUACCAGGUUAUCAUCAAAGACAAGAGCGCGUGUUUUGAACAGGCCAUCAGCGGGCAUAGUCUCAAGAGAACCUCCAUUGUGCUGAAGGUGGUGGGCUCGGUGGGGCACUGUUUUGAAGAAAGCUUCAUGGGACCGCGCAUGGUGGGCAACCUGAUGAUGCCCAUACUUAUCGGCUGCCCUCCGGGCAAGCGCCUGGCCUUCGACAUCACCUACACGCUGUCCUACGCCCUCCUAAAAAACAAACAAUACUUCGACUGCUUGAAAGUGGACCCCGAGAUGCCCUGCUUCCACUUCCGUGACGUCUUCUACCCCUUCUUCUUGGUCCAAGAUUUGGUCACUGGAGAAUCCGGCAGUUUUGAGGGCGACUACACACUGAAGGUGAUAGGCGGAGGGCCCACCUACGACACCAUCGAGGACUACACUGGGAGAGAAAUCUACCGCUACAACACCCCGCUGGAAGAUUCAACCAGCCUCAUCUGGAUCAAGAAAAACAGGUCAUUGUACAGAGACGUCACGGCAGACUUCACCAACGUCUUGUCCAAGGGCGUGGGCAUCGUGUGGCUGUGUCUGCCGGACUCCCCCUGCUACGGCACGGUCCCUGAGGGCAUAUUCGCCCCGGAAUACUUCUUCAAGGUGUUGGUGAGCAAUAGAGGGGUGGACAAAAGCACUUACUGCGACUACCAGCUCAUCUUCCUGCUGCACAUCCAUGGGAUUCCGCUCAGCCCCGAGCGGUACUUCCACUUCCUCCUGGUGUCGGCCAGUAUCUCAGUAGGCCUGGUGGUCCUCUACCUCACCAUGUGUUUCCUGUGGCCCCUGAUGGUCAAGGGCUACGUCGACUUGCGCUGGAAGAUCCACAACAUCAUCGCCUCUGACUCCUACUACAGCUAUAUCUCCGGUGGCACCAGCCUGCGGCAACAGCCCUCCAAGUCCAGCUAUAAGCCAGGAGAGAAGAGCACAGGCCCGUCCGAUCGGGCCUUGGAAAAGAAGGCCCAGACCUGAGUUGCUGACCCGUCCGCCCCCCACCAGACCCACCCCUCCUCACCCCUCCUUCCCACCUCCCGCAGCAUCCUCGGGAAUGGCAGCAACUGGCCCCCAUCCCAAGCCUUUUCUCUGUUUCACUUGACUUUUCACUUCUCCUUCAGACUCAAAUAAACCCUUGUUUCAGCA
Echinops telfairi (small Madagascar hedgehog) is the source of this 3612-nucleotide messenger RNA. It is a transcript of the gene CATSPERG, whose product is annotated as cation channel sperm associated auxiliary subunit gamma. The coding region runs from base 1 to 3444 and encodes 1147 amino acids. NCBI's taxonomy places the organism in Eukaryota, Metazoa, Chordata, Mammalia, Afrosoricida, Tenrecidae. The transcript has 28 exons. The record is from RefSeq and is a predicted model, not a curated record. Gene Ontology annotation, cellular component: sperm principal piece; CatSper complex; motile cilium.